UAAGGUACAUUGCCCCACUCGAACCACUAUAAUUUGUGACCUAGGCCCCGAGUUCCGUCCACGAGAUUCAUUGGCCCAUCCGAUGGCCUCAUUCAUUGACUGAAGAGCAUUUACUGAUAGCUUCCUCCCCCAAAACACUGUACGUGCAGCGAUACGUGGUGUCGAGCACCUGCGACCUACAUAGCUGUAGCCCAGGACUGCCAGGAAUAUACCGGCACGGCUGCUUUGGUUCCACGGCUUGCCAGCUAACUGCCGCAUGAGCAGCCUCAGGGCUUGAUAGCCGCUUCACCAAUAAUUAUACACAUCCAUCUGCACUUGGGCUUCAAUAAAUAGCCUUCCCAUCACUUCCCGAACUGCUAGGUUACCUGGGUUAGGUAGUUCAUGAUUCCCCAACACCCCGAUUAACCUCGAGCGCAUACUGUCAAGUGUACAUCCACCGCGUGCUGUCAGGCGCCAGUUCAUCUCCUUUGAGAGCUUGCCAAUCGCCCUGUUUCCUGCGCGUCCAAACCUACGAAAGCCCGGUCAAUCCACAUUUCCCCCCUCCGCCUGUCCUCACGAAACGACGACCAUGGCAGACUUCAACCGGACUUCUAUCGACAAGCCGUCGUCCUCACACCCCGACCACGAACCACCGGCCAACAUGUCGCCUCGCCAUAUCCCUAGCCCCUCACCCGACAACGGUCCUUCUGCCUCUACGAAUGGACCGAGACCUGGGACAGCCGGAGGGUCGGACGCGAGCCCGACUGCUGCUGCCGCUGGUGCCAUGUCCGAUGCGCACCAGCGAGUUCAAGAUGUCCUGGGCUCUGACAUUGGCAUAACCACCCUCCUGAACCGCUUGAAGCAAAGCAUUGCUUCAGCAAAGGAGUUCGCUGUUUUUCUGAAGAAACGAUCUGUUCUAGAGGAGGAGCAUGCGAGGGGAAUGAAGAAGCUCUGCAGGUCGAAUCAAGAUAACAUUCACCACUCUGAUCACCGACAAGGAAGUUUUGCAAAGUCAUACGACGACAUGCUUGCAAUACACGAUCGCAUGGCUGAGAAUGGAGCCCAAUUUGCCCUCUCCCUACAUUCGAUGCACGAAGAUCUUCUUGAGGUGGCCGCGGUGGCAGAGAAACAUCGGAAGGGUUGGAAGCAGAACGGGCUGGCUGCGGAACAGCGCCUGGUGGACAUCGAGUCGGCUAUGCGCAAGUCUAAGGCCAAGUAUGACGCGCUCGCCGAUGAGUACGAUCGCGUAAGGACUGGUGAAGCUAGACAGGGCCCCCGAGUUUUCGGCAUCAAAGGCCCAAAGUCCGCCGCGCAGCAGGAAGAGGACCUUUUGCGCAAGACUCAAGCUGCUGACACGGAUUAUUUGGGCAAGGUGCAGGCGUACCAGACGGAGAAGGCUACAAUGGAAUCAACGACUCGCCCUGAAGCCAUCAGAGCUUUGCAAGAUCUGAUACGGGAGUGUGAUUCUGGCACCACAUUACAGAUGCAAAAGUUUGCAUCCUUCAAUGAGAAACUACUCCUUAGCAACGGCCUCGUCAUCAGCCCAUUGAAGAAUGCUAUUUCUCCGAACCAAGCCUUGCAUAGCUUGAAGGAGGUUAUUCAUGCCAUAGAUAACAAGAAAGAUCUCGAGGACUACAUAGUUGGUUUUCAUUCUAAACUGGGACCAAAGCAAUCCGAGCCUAAGUAUGAGCGCAAUCCGGUUCUUAAUCCCCAACACAAUAUGUCCGUGGGCCAGGUGCCACAGAUGCACCAGCCAACACCAGGACCAUCUUCUCUGCCACAACCUCAAACUCAAGCCUUACCUCCUCUCCAGACCCAAAUGCCACCCCCUAACUCAUUGGGGCGGACAAGCACUUUUGACACAGCAACUUCCUUGGGCCAGGGUAGUCCAGCCCAAAACUUCAUCCCUCCUUCCGCAUCUGCUAUCCAGCGGCCAUCGUCAGGGCUGGGACAUGAAAGGAGCUAUAGCCAUGGAGCCAUGUUGACGCAGUCCAAUAUGCAACCACAGCAGUCAUACAACGCACGGAACUCGACUCAUAUCCUUCCUCAACAAUCACGAUUUAACGGGAGCGUGACCAACCCCCUGAGUAGCCAGAGCGGCCCUCCACAGCUUGGAGCUUUACCUUUCCAGACUCAGCCGCCACGGGCACAAUCUCCGCCGCAAGGAGGUCCGAGUGCCUUUGCGACACCCCCACCCCCACAGGAGUUAGCGGCCCGCUCUGCUUCGCCUCCUAAGACAUAUGGCAAUCCCAAUGCGGGCAUGAAGCAAGUGUUUGGUGUUUCUCUCGCGCGAUUGUACGAGCGAGACCAGUUCGCCGUUCCCAUGGUUGUACACCAAUGUAUACAAGCUGUUGAUUUGUAUGGUCUUGCUGUAGAGGGAAUAUAUCGCUUGUCUGGUUCGUCAAUGCAUGUGAACAAGCUAAAAAGUCUUUUUGAUACCGACCAAGAAUCUCAUAUCCUCGACUUCCGUAACCCAGAGAACUUCUUCCACGACGUCAAUAGUGUUGCCGGCUUGCUGAAGCAGUUCCUUCGGGAUCUCCCCGAACCUCUUCUCACCUCUGAAAACUACUCGGCAUUCAUCGAAGCCGCAAAGCAAGAUGACGAUAUCGUGCGGAGGGAUAGCAUGCAUGCCAUCAUCAAUGGUCUCCCUGAUCCCAACUAUGCCACCCUGCGCGCUCUGACGCUACACUUGCAUAGGGUCAUGGAGAACAGCACUGUCAACCGCAUGAACUCUCAGAACCUCGCCAUCGUGUUUGGACCUACGCUCAUGGGGACCGCACCGGGUAGUAAUAUUGCGGAUGCUGCUUGGCAGGUCCGUGUCGUGGAUACGAUACUGCAGAAUACGUACCAGAUCUUCGAUGAGGAUUAAAAGUAGAAGGAAUUAAAACUGCUUGUUAAUCUACAAGGGGUGUGCUAGCAGGAAUUAAUUGCCAGUCGGUCAGACCAG
Molecule: messenger RNA, 2926 nt
Organism: Xylaria bambusicola
Lineage: Eukaryota; Fungi; Ascomycota; Sordariomycetes; Xylariales; Xylariaceae
Exons: 7
Coding region: 569-2848 (759 amino acids)
Biological process (GO): intracellular signal transduction; lipid metabolic process; regulation of GTPase activity
Cellular component (GO): cytoplasm
Molecular function (GO): phosphatidylinositol-4,5-bisphosphate phospholipase C activity
Source: RefSeq, a predicted model, not a curated record